Melospiza georgiana is the source of this 1308-nucleotide messenger RNA. RefSeq names its product C-X9-C motif containing 1 (gene CMC1). Bases 72 to 395 code for a protein of 107 amino acids. The transcript is spliced from 4 exons. The record is from RefSeq and is a predicted model, not a curated record. Gene Ontology annotation, cellular component: mitochondrion. NCBI's taxonomy places the organism in Eukaryota, Metazoa, Chordata, Aves, Passeriformes, Passerellidae.
GCGCCUGCGCCGCAGGGCCGGGGAAGGGCGGGCACGCUGUGCGCAGCUGCCGCCGCUGCGUGGGGCCGCAGAUGGAGCCUGCCCCCGGCGCCGCAGAAAAUUCUAAGCUGAGACAUGUAGAAAAAGAUGUUUUGAUUCCACAAAUAAUGAGGGAUCGAGCCAAGGAGCUGUGUUCAGAUAAGGUGCAAGCAUUUACUAAGUGCUGUCAAGAAACUGGUGUUCUGAUGGUGGUGAAGUGUCGGCAGGAGAACGCAGCACUGAAGGACUGUCUGGUUGGCUACUAUUCUGAUCCAUCAUUCUAUGAAGAAUGCAAAGCAGAAUAUUUGAAGCAAAGAGAAGAAUACAGAGCAACUGGAAUUAAGAAAAAAAGACAGAAGUUUACUCAGAAUGUGUGAUUAAAACUUAAAAUGAACUUUUUUUACAUGCAAUUUAGAUUUCACUUGAUUUAACAGACUUAAAUUGUCUAUACCACUCUGUGUGGAGUUUAACUGAAAUACACAAAAUGAGAUUAAUGGAGAAUAAAAUAAUGUCUGAAAUUAAGAGUUAGCUUUAAAACUUUUCCUAAUUAAAGAUCUAGAGCAUGCCUUCACAGUUUGCAAGAGAGGUGGCAAAGGUGUGUUCCUGUAUCUGGACUUGAGAUUUUGUUACCAGUAUUCAAGUUGGAGUUUAUAAUUCCAGCAUGUCCAUUUGAAAUUUAAAGCCUAUAUCUAGCUACAUAAAAACAUAAGGGUGAAUAAUUUAAGUUGUAUUAACUGGUCACAGAUUGGGUAUACACUGAAGUUGGUCUGUUAGUCAUCACCUGAAGCUGACUGUAUGGAGAUGCCCUUACUAGAAGAGAAGGGUGGCAAAUGCAGAAGAACUACUCAAUGUGAAUUACCCUUUUCAUCAAGAUGAUGUCAGAUGAGAGCCUGGCAGUACUUGUGCCUGCACUGUAACUCAUUUUUACGUCUACACUGUGACUCACUUUCAAGCCUACACUGUCAGAAGGGAUGGAAGGAUGCCUUGUGCUUGUACGUGGCCCAGACUGACCAUUUCAGCUCUAGGGGAGACAGUAAUCUCAUCCAGACCUUCCUUGAGAACAGGGAAUGAGCUGCCAUGCUUCAGGAGUGAGUGAGUGACCACACUUGCAAAAUUAUCCCAGGUAGAGGUGAGAAAAGAACUAAACCAGGCAUAGAAGAUGCAGAUCACUUUGCAGGAACUAAGCAGGUCCCUAAUUUAAAAAGAGCAUACAAACAUUCAUUUGUGUACUGAUACUUGAAGCUGCUUAAUUGUAGUUAAUUAAUUAAAUUAUUAAAAAACUAAUUGUAA